This is a messenger RNA of Poecilia latipinna (sailfin molly), 5188 nucleotides long. RefSeq names its product slit homolog 1 protein-like. The annotation marks the transcript as partial. Lineage: Eukaryota; Metazoa; Chordata; Actinopteri; Cyprinodontiformes; Poeciliidae. Gene Ontology annotation, molecular function: calcium ion binding; heparin binding; Roundabout binding. The transcript is spliced from 33 exons. Gene Ontology annotation, biological process: negative chemotaxis; axon guidance. The record is from RefSeq and is a predicted model, not a curated record.
AAACAAUCAUGGACUCUGGCGGUUCUGUGUUUCAGGGAUCUGAGUGAAAAUGCCAUCCAGGCCAUCCCACGGCGAGCGUUCAGAGGAGCCACAGACAUCAAAAACCUUCAGCUGGAUAAAAACCACAUCACCUGUAUUGAGGAGGGAGCGUUCAGAGCUCUGCGGUCCCUGGAAGUGCUCACGAUGAACAACAACAACAUCAGCAGCAUCCCAGUCUCCAGUUUCAACCACAUGCCCAAACUGCGAACCUUCCGGCUCCACUCCAACGCGCUGCGCUGUGACUGUCACCUGGCCUGGCUGUCGCCAUGGCUACGGCAGCGGUCUGCGCUGGGCCUCUACACGCAGUGCAGUUCCCCUCCGGCUCUGCGGGGGCUCAACCUCGCAGAGCUGCGCAAGAGUGACUUCGCCUGCUCAGGCCACAGCGGCAGCGCCUUCGUUCAGCCGUGCAGUUUGGCGUCCGGUUCUUGUCCUCCGAUGUGUUCCUGCAGCAACAACAUUGUGAACUGCAGAGGAAGGGGCCUCACUGCCAUACCUGCCCACCUGCCGGAGGCCAUGACGGAGAUUCGUCUGGAGCAGAACGGCAUCAAGUCAGUUCCUCCUGGUGCGUUCACCUCCUACAAGAAGCUCCACCGCAUAGACCUGAGCAACAAUCAGAUAUCUGAGAUUGCUCCUGAUGCAUUUCAUGGCCUCCGAGCGCUCAAUUCACUGGUUCUGUAUGGGAAUAAAAUCACUGAGCUGCCCAGUGGAGUAUUCGAUGGCUUGGUUUCUCUGGAGCUGCUAUUGCUGAAUGCAAAUAAAAUCCACUGUAUCCGUGCAGCAGCGUUCAAAGACCUGGAAAACCUUGCCCUUCUUUCUCUGUACGACAAUAAGAUCCAAAGUCUGGCUAAGGGAACCUUUAGCUCACUGCACAGCAUCCAGACACUCCACCUGGCCCAGAACCCGUUUGUCUGUGACUGUCAUGUGAAGUGGCUGGCUGACUUCCUGGGUUCAAACCCCAUCGAGACCAGCGGAGCUCGCUGCGCCAGCCCUCGUCGGCUCGCCAACAAACGCAUCGCUCAGAUCAAGAGCCAUAAGUUCAGAUGCUCCGCCAAGGAGCAGUACCACAUCCCAGGCACUGAAGAUCGACGCCUGAGCUACGAUUGUAACAGUAAGCCUGUAUGUCCUGCUAAAUGUCGCUGUGAGGCCAAUGUGGUGGACUGCUCCAAUCUGCGCCUCACCAAGUUCCCAGAGCACCUGCUGCCCUCCACCGAAGAGCUGCGUCUUAACAACAAUGACCUGUCUAUGCUGGAGGCCACCGGCGCCUUCAAGGGUCUUUCUCAUCUAAAGAAAAUUAACCUGAGCAACAACAAGAUUUCGGAGAUCGAGGACGGUGCGUUUGAGGGCGCCUCGUCAGUGGGGGAACUUCACCUGACAGCCAACCACCUGGAGUCGGUGCGAGGGAGCAUGUUCAGAGGCAUGGAGGGGCUGCGCAUGCUGAUGCUGAGGAACAACAGGAUCAGCUGCAUCCAUAACAGCAGCUUCACAGGCCUGCCCAACGUCAGGCUGCUCUCCCUCUACGACAACCAGCUCACCACCAUCCUGCCUGGAGCCUUCGACACUCUGCCCAACCUCUCCACUCUAAACCUGCUGGCCAACCCCUUUACCUGCGACUGCCACCUGUCCUGGUUCGGGGCGUGGCUCCGGAGCCGCCGGAUCGUGACGGGGAACCCUCGGUGCCAGAGCCCGGCUUUCCUGCGAGGGAUUCCUCUGCAGGACGUAGCGGUCCCUGAUUUCCGCUGCGAGGAUGGUUCAGUGCUGGAGGACAGGAGCUGCGUAGCGGGGCCUCAGUGUCCCAGUCAGUGUUCCUGCAUGGACACAGUGGUUCGCUGCAGCAACAAACACCUGCAGGCUCUGCCCAGAGGAUUACCACGUAACAUCACCGAACUGUACCUGGAUGGAAACCAGUUCACCAGCGUUCCUAAGGAGUUAGCCACCUUCAAGUACCUGCAGCUUGUCGAUCUGAGCAACAAUAAAAUCAACUCGCUGUCCAAUGACUCCUUCUCCAACAUGAGCCAACUCACAACUCUAGUCAUUGUGCUCAGCGAGAGUUCACUUUGAAUGCUCAGAACCUUUUCUGGCCUAUAACUGUUUCUGUCUCUCAGCUCUCUCCAUGGCAAUGACAUCUCUGAGCUGCAGCAGGGAAUCUUCAGUGACCUGGCCUCCCUGUCUCACCUAGCAAUCGGAGCCAACCCUCUGUACUGUGACUGCCGGCUGCUCUGGCUGUCAGACUGGGUGAAGAGCGGCUAUAAGGAGCCGGGCAUCGCGCGCUGCGCCGGCCCCCGGGGCCUGGAGGGCAAGCUGCUGCUCACCACACCUGCUGACAAGUUCCAGUGUCUGGGUCCAGUGGACAUUUCUGUUCAGGCCAAAUGCACUCCAUGCGUUUCCUCCCCUUGCCAGAACCAGGGAACCUGCCAAAUCCACCAAUCCCAGCAGUACACCUGCGCCUGCAAGUCGGGUUUUACGGGUAAACACUGCGAGACUCCAGUCGAUGCUUGUGUCAGCAAUCCCUGCACCAAUGGAGGAAGCUGCCUGAGAGACGAGCAGACAGGAGGCUUCAGCUGCGCGUGUGCAUUUGGUUUCCAUGGCACAUUUUGCGAGGUCAACGUGGACGACUGCGAGGAUCACGGAUGUGACAAUGGCGCCACCUGUGUUGAUGGAGUCGGCAACUACACCUGCUUGUGUCCUCCUAACUACAGAGGACUGCUUUGUGAAGAGGAGGAUGAUGUUUGUUCUCCAGGUAGAAAUCCUUGUCAGCAUCAGUCCACCUGCAUCAGCAGUCCUACAGGCCCCAGGUGUGUGUGUAUCCCCGGCUGGGUGGGACCGGACUGCGGCAUCGACUACAACGAGUGCGCGGAUCACCGCUGUCAAAACUCAGCUCAGUGCAUCGACCAUCUGGAUGGUUACAGCUGCGUCUGCCCGCAGGGAUUCAGUGGUGAGUUUUGUGAGGUGACAGAUCUUCAGCAGACACCCUGCCAGAUGGCCAAGUGUCAGAAUGGCGCUCCCUGUAACGACAAGUUGGGGACCGCAAUCUGUCAGUGUCCGCCCGGCUUUGAGGGCCAGAGUUGCGAGAAGCUGGUUAGCGUCAACUUCGUGGACAGAGAUUCUUACGUCGAACUUCAGGAUGUGAAAAACUGGCCUCAGUCCAAUAUCACGUUGCAGGUGUCAACUGCAGAAGAUAAUGGCAUCUUGCUAUAUAAUGGAGAUCAUGAGCCGAUCGCUGUAGAGCUCCAUCAGGGUCAUGUAAGGGUCACCUAUGACCCUGGGAACCAGCCUGCCACCGCUAUUUACAGCUCUGAGACGGUAAACGAUGGUAAUUUCCACACGGUUGAGCUGGUGACCUUUAAUCAGAUGGUGAACCUGUCUGUGGAUGGAGGAGAGCCAACGACUCUGGACAGCCAAGGACGUGGCCAGCCGCUGACUGGAGAGACGCCUCUUUACGUGGGAGGUAUGCCUGAGGAGGUUAUACCGUCUUCUCGAGGCCUCUCCUCUCAGAGCCUCAACACGUCCAGUUUCCACGGCUGCAUCAGGAACCUCUACAUAAACCAUGAGCUGCAGGACUUUACCCGCAGCCAAAUGAAGCCAGGGGUUGUACCGGGCUGCCAACCCUGCCGCAAACUUUACUGCCUGCAUGGCAUAUGCCAACCCAACAGUGCACAGGGCCCCCAGUGCCACUGCCAGCCAGGUUGGACAGGCCAACACUGUGACCAGCCAAUCACUGUAGGCCUCAGUGGAGGCGACGUCGUCACCAUGGCGAAUGGUAUCAACCCAUGUGAGGGAAACAAGUGUGUGAAGGGCGCCUGCGUGGCGCUGGAUGCUCAGACCUACCGCUGUGAGUGUGAGAAGGGAUUCAGAGGAGCGCUGUGCCACCUGCAGGAGGAGCCCGCCGGCCCCUGCCAGAGGCUGCAGUGUCUCCACGGCCGCUGUCAAAAGACGGAGGACGGAGAGAGCUGUGUGUGCGACCAGGGAUACACUGGAGAGAGCUGCGCUACAGAGACCCCAUGUCGAGGUGAGCCGGUCAGAGACUACCACCGGCUGCAGCACGGCUCCGUUCUCUGCCAGACAUCAAAACCGUUCUCCUGGGUCGACUGUCGGGGUCACUGCCGGGCUGAAGCCGAGCGGGGAGCCGCUGCCGUUUCCUGCUGCGCCCCUCUGAGGGUCCGGCGGCGGAGGAUCACCUUCGAAUGCGACGACGGGACCUCGUUUACGCAGGAUGUGGAGAAGCCUGUGGAAUGUGGCUGCAAGGACUGUGUGUAACUCUGAGGAAGGGAAGAUGAACACUUUCCCACAGGUAGACCGUCUCAAACCAGAACCCAAAACCAGCAGGUAGACCGUCUCAAACCAGAACCCAAAACCAGGAGGUAGACCGUCUCAAACCAGAACCCAAAACCAGCAGGUAGUCCGUCUCAAUCCAGAACCCAAAACCAGCAGGUAGACCGUCUCAAACCAGAACCCAAAACCAGCAGGUAGACCGUCUCAAACCAGAACCCAAAACCAGCAGGUAGACCGUCCCAAACCAGAACCCAAAACCAGCAGGUAGACCGUCUCAAACCCAGAACCCAACGCCAGCAGGUAGACCGUCUCAAACCCAGAACCCAACGCCAGCAGGUAGACCGCUUGAAAUCAGAACCCAAAACCAGCAGGUAGACCGUCUCAAUCCAGAACCGAACCCGGCUCCAGGUACGAUCGCCACAGGAGGAAACUUGCUUUCUGUUUUUCGGUAUUUGCCUCACCAGCUGUUUUGAGACGUUUCUUCAUCGACAAGUCGACCUCGUCCUCCUCACCUGCAGAACCCCUUAGUGCAGAGGUGUCCAAAGUGUGGCCCACGGUUCAUUUGCAGUCCAUGUAGUGAUUUUUUGGCCCACGACUCCAAGAUGAUACAAUUGAUCCCUGUAGUACAGUGGAGUAUUGCUAAGCACAGGUGGUUGAGAUUUUUUAUUUUUAUUUCAAACCAGGACAAAAUUAUCCAGACAAAUUAAAAUCUUACAAUAGGAAAUGUUUGCUGCAACAAAAAGUAUUCAGUACUUUUAGAUUUUCGUAUUUUCUUGUGAAAACCAAAUUUAUUCAGCAGGUUUUCUUGCAUCUGGAUCUGCUUUUAAUGAAUUUAUUGGACAAAUAUUGCAUUUUUCAAUAAAAGUAACCUAAAACUUGC